GCGCAAAGGGUUGCGGCAUCGAACUAAAUAAAACCCUGUCUUCAAUCUUGCUCGAUUGUUCAACAUCAAAGUGAACGAUUUUUGGGGCUGAAACGAUGGUCCAAUAUAACUUUAAGAAGAUUACUGUGGUACCAAAUGGGAAGGACGUUGUUGAUAUCAUCCUCUCUCGCACCCAGCGUCAGACACCAACAGUUGUACACAAGGGAUAUGCAAUUACCCGCCUCCGUCAGUUUUAUAUGCGCAAAGUGAAGUAUACCCAGUCAAAUUUUCAUGAAAAGCUCUCUGCUAUAAUUGAUGAGUUCCCUCGGCUUGAUGAUAUUCAUCCAUUCUACGGCGAUCUCCUCCAUGUGCUUUACAACAAAGACCAUUACAAGCUUGCACUUGGACAAAUCAAUACUGCCAGGAAUCUUAUUGGUAAGAUUUGCAAAGACUAUGUGAGAUUAUUGAAGUAUGGCGACUCACUAUAUCGAUGCAAGUGUCUUAAGGUUGCUGCGCUUGGUCGCAUGUGCACCGUGAUUAAGAGGAUUGGCCCAAGCUUGGCUUACCUAGAACAGGUUAGACAACACAUGGCUAGGCUUCCGUCGAUAGAUCCAAAUACGAGGACUAUCUUGAUUUGUGGAUACCCUAAUGUUGGCAAGAGCUCAUUCAUUAACAAAAUUACGAGAGCUGAUGUGGAUGUGCAGCCCUAUGCUUUCACUACAAAGUCUCUCUUUGUCGGUCAUACAGACUUCAAAUACCUAAGGUACCAAGUAAUUGAUACACCAGGGAUUUUGGACAGGCCUUUUGAAGAUCGUAAUAUCAUUGAGAUGUGCAGUAUCACUGCUCUUGCACAUCUGAGAGCUGCGAUAUUGUUUUUCUUGGACAUCUCUGGAUCUUGUGGUUACACUAUUGCCCAGCAGGCAGCUCUAUUUCACGGCAUUAAGUCUUUGUUUUUGAACAAGCCAUUAAUUAUAGUCUGUAACAAGACUGACUUGCAACCACUGGAGGGGAUAUCUGAGGAAGACAUGAAGUUGGUCAUGGAGAUGAAAGCUGAAGCUUUGAAGACUGUAGCUGGUCAAGGAGGUGAGCCUACAAAUGAUGAGAGUGUGUUGUUGACCAUGAGCACUUUAACAGAAGAAGGGGUAAUUGCAGUAAAAAAUGCAGCAUGUGAGAGGCUAUUGAAUCAGAGGGUGGAGACAAAGAUGAAGUCCAAGAAAAUUAAUGACUGCUUGAAUAGGUUCCAUGUUGCUCUACCAAAACCACGUGACCAGAAGGAAAGGCUACCAUGUAUUCCUCCAGCAGUUGUAGAAGCUAGAGCAAAGCAAGCAGCUGAGAAGGAAAAGAGAAAAACUGAAAAAGAUCUGGAGGAUGAAAAUGGUGGGGCAGGUGUAUACUCAAUGAACUUGAGAAAGAAUUAUAUUUUAGCCAAUGAUGAAUGGAAAGAAGAUAUACUGCCGGAAAUUUUGGAUGGACAUAACGUGUAUGAUUUCAUUGAUCCUGAUAUUCUACAUAGGGUUUCUGAGUUGGAAAGAGAAGAUGGAAUGAGACAGGCAGAAGCAGAAGAUGAUGAUUUUGAGAUAGAUGGAACUGCAUUGACUCUAGAAGAGCAAGCAGCUUUAGCUGAGAUUAGGAAAAAGAAAAGCUUGCUCAUCCGACGGCAUAGGAUUAAAAAGAGCACUGCAGAGAGCCGGCCAACUGUUCCUAGAAAAUUUGACAAGGACAAGCAGUACACGUCAGAAAGAAUGGGAAGGCAGCUGUCAUCUUUGGGGCUUGAUCCCACUUUGGCAAUUAAGAGGAUGCGCAGCAGAUCUGCCUCUAGGAAAGGUCGGAAAAGGGAAAGAUCACCUGAAACAAGAAGUGGAGAUGGGAUGGAUAUUGAUGGUGACACACCUAUCAAGAAGCAGCGUCUGAGUAGAUCACGGUCAAGGUCCAGGUCAGUGCCGCGCCUACCAAAUGAAGUUGUGCCUGGAGAGGGCUUCAAGGAUUCUGCUCAAAAGGUCAAGGCAAUUAAACUUGCAAAGAACUCUGUCAAGAAGAGAAACAAGGAUGCCCGUCGAGGAGAAGCUGAUAGAGUCAUUCCUAAUCUGAAGCCCAAGCACUUGUAUUCUGGGAAGCGCUCCAGUGGAAAAACUGACAGACGCUGAAAUAGAGGAUGCUGAAUUAUGCUUUUCAGAGACAUCCAUUGGCAUUGCUUUGCGGGUGCCAAGAAUUUUGUUCUUUCGUAGUUGUUUUUUUGUUGGAGUUUAUUGUAUGGUUUAUGGCAGCAAAGUUUACUUGGUACACUCUGCCUCAUUUUAUUAUUAUUGUUAUUAAGUUUGCCAUUCUGUCUGUUGCAAUUUUUACAGCUAGCUUUGUUGCUCUUUAUUUAUUUAGUUCAAUUUUGGCCAAGUUUUGAA
Gastrolobium bilobum is the source of this 2375-nucleotide messenger RNA. RefSeq names its product nucleolar GTP-binding protein 1-like. Gene Ontology annotation, biological process: ribosomal large subunit biogenesis. NCBI's taxonomy places the organism in Eukaryota, Viridiplantae, Streptophyta, Magnoliopsida, Fabales, Fabaceae. The transcript has 3 exons. Gene Ontology annotation, molecular function: GTP binding; GTPase activity; RNA binding. Gene Ontology annotation, cellular component: nucleolus. The coding region runs from base 96 to 2123 and encodes 675 amino acids. The record is from RefSeq and is a predicted model, not a curated record.